AUGUUUUCUCUUUAUAUGGCACAAAAAGAAGAAUUUCAACGCCAUUGUUUGCUCGUGUUUGAUGAAAUUUCCACUCGCGAGAGUAUUGCAGUUAACUCGGCAAAUCUUACAUAUACAGGUCUAGUCGAUUUUGGUGAAGAAGGUGAGAAAGGAAAAACUUUCAGUGAUAAAGCAAAUCAUGGAUUAGUAUUUAUGUUCAUACCAUUAGAAGAUAAUUAUGCCCAACCCGUUGGUGUUUUUGCAUCAAAGGGACCGACUAAAGGUGUAGUACUAACUCAGUUAGUAAUAAAAGCUAUCACAGUACUCGAAAAAGCAGGAGCGUUUAUCCAUGGAAUUGUAUGUGACGGGGCAGCCCCAAAUCGAAAAUUUUGGAGCGAAAUGGGAAUAUGUGGAAAAAUUAAUAAAGUUAAAAAUUGGUUUGAGCACCCAACAGAUGAAAAACGGAAAAUAUUUGUGUUCUCUGAUACGCCACAUUUAUUUAAGAAUAUCAGAAAUAGGCUCUAUAAUAAUAAAGAGCUCAAGAUUCAUGAAAAUGAACCACCAGUAAAAUGGGAUCAUUUUGUAAAUGUUUACAAUUUGGAUAAACUGAAUCCUGGGAAUUUAAAAGUUUGUCCUAAAUUAUCUGCAUCUCAUAUAGUUUUGAACAGUUCUGCAAAAAUGCGUGUUCGUCUUGCUGUGCAGAUUCUUAGUAACUCAAUGGCAAAGAGUCUUGAGUUUUAUCGCUCUUAUAGUCCUCAGUUAAGCGAUUCUACAGCAACUGAGAAUUUUUGCUUGAAAAUGAAUGCAGCGUUUGAUGCAUUAAAUCGAAAGCUAAAGAAUGAAGGAGUGUCGCCAAAUAGUGAUGAUUAUAAAAUUUUACAAAAUACUCUGGAGUGGUUGAAUGAAUGGGAACAGCGUGUUAUUGAUAACAAAAUAAAGCCAAAACACUUUCUUACCAAUAAUACUUCAGAAGGGCUAAGGGUAACUUUGACUUCCACUCUAGAAAUUUGCACUUACUUAAAAGAAAAAUAUGGUAUACAAUACAUUCUUACUGGAAAAAUUAAUCAAGAUGAUGUGGAAUUGUUUUCCAAGUAUUGUGAAAUGGCAGACGUUUUAGAGCUAAUACUCACCGAACUGUUAGAAGACACUCUUUAUUUUCCUUGUUUUCAACACAGUGAAGAAAUAAUAGCUUUUACUAUCAAAUAUUAUAUAAAUAUGAGAAUGCGACAGUUUUCGCAAAGCUAUAAUUCCGAAGCACAAAAAGAAAAUAUGAACAAAAAGAAGAUAGCAAAAUUCACAUUAACAUAA
This is a messenger RNA of Macrosiphum euphorbiae (potato aphid), 1287 nucleotides long. NCBI's taxonomy places the organism in Eukaryota, Metazoa, Arthropoda, Insecta, Hemiptera, Aphididae. The record is from the annotation of a GenBank genome assembly.